UGGCAGUACAGUGAUCACAGUAACAGGAACAAACCUGUUGACGAUCCAGGAGCCGAAAGUCAGAGCAAAGUACGGAGGAGUGGAAACGAAUAAUUUCUGUACGGUGGUCAACGACAGCACCAUGACGUGUUUGGCUCCAGGUCUGAUUUACAGUAAACCCAACCCACCAGAGGGGGCGCUGCAGCCCGACGAGUUUGGUUUCAUCUUUGACCAGGUCUCGUCUCUGCUGGUGCUGAACUCCACCCCCUUCACACACUACCCCAACCCGACCUUUGACCCCCUGGGGAACUCUGGGAUCCUGGAGGUCAAACCGGGGUCACCCAUCAUCCUUAAGGGUAAGAACCUGAUCCCACCUGCCCCCGGUAACAACCGCCUGAACUACACGGUGCUGAUUGGAGAGUCUCCCUGCCUGUUGACCGUGUCAGAGAACCAGCUGCUCUGUGAUUCGCCAGAUCUCACCGGAGAACAGCGAGUCGUGAUCCUUGUGGGAGGUCUGGAAUAUUCCCCGGGAACGCUCCACAUCUACUCCGACAGCGCCCUGACGCUUCCCGCCAUCAUCGGCAUCGGAGCGGGCGGAGGCGUGCUGCUCAUUGCGAUCAUCGCCGUGCUGAUCGCCUACAAGAGGAAGACUCGCGACGCAGACCGGACUCUGAAACGCCUCCAGCUGCAGAUGGACAACCUGGAGAGCCGGGUGGCGCUAGAGUGCAAAGAGGCGUUCGCAGAGCUGCAGACCGACAUCCAGGAACUGACCAACGACAUGGACGGAGUCAAGAUUCCUUUCCUGGAGUAUCGAACCUACACCAUGAGAGUCAUGUUCCCUGGGAUAGAAGAACACCCGGUGCUCAAAGAGCUCGACUCUCCAGCGAACGUGGAGAAAUCUCUGCGUCUCUUCAGUCAGCUGCUCAACAACAAGAUGUUCCUGUUGACCUUCAUCCACACGCUGGAGGCUCAGAGGUCGUUCUCCAUGAGAGACCGAGGGAACGUGGCCUCGCUGCUGAUGGCCGCUCUGCAGGGUCGGAUGGAAUAUGCCACCGUGGUGUUAAAGCAGCUUCUCGCCGACCUGAUCGAGAAAAACCUGGAGAACAGGAAUCAUCCCAAACUGCUGCUGAGGAGGACGGAGUCAGUCGCGGAGAAGAUGUUGACAAACUGGUUCACUUUCCUGCUGCAUCGUUUCCUCAAGGAGUGCGCCGGCGAGCCGCUCUUCAUGCUGUACUGCGCCAUAAAGCAGCAGAUGGAGAAGGGGCCGAUCGACGCCAUCACGGGAGAAGCUCGCUACUCUCUGAGCGAAGACAAGCUGAUCAGACAGCAGAUCGACUACAAGCAACUGACCCUGAUGUGCAUCCCUCCGGAGGGCGAGGCGGGGACGGAGGUGCCGGUGAAGGUGUUAAACUGUGACACAGUGACUCAGGUCAAAGACAAGCUGCUGGACGCCGUUUACAAAGGGAUCCCGUUCUCACAGAGACAGCAGGCGGACGACAUGGACCUCGAGUGGCGUCAGGGUCGACUGACCCGCAUCAUCCUGCAGGACGAGGACGUGACAACCAAGAUAGAGAGCGACUGGAAGAGACUGAACACACUGGCACACUACCAGGUAACAGACGGCUCGUUGGUGGCGCUGGUCCAGAAGCAGGUUUCUGCCUACAACAUCGCCAACUCCUUCACCUUCACCAGAUCCCUGAGCAGAUACGAGUCGUUACUCAGGACGUCCAGUAGUCCUGACAGUCUGAGAUCCAGAGCUCCCAUGAUCACCCCGGACCAGGAGACAGGAACUAAACUGUGGCAUCUGGUGAAAAAUCACGAGCACAGCGACCAGAGAGAAGGAGACAGAGGCAGCAAGAUGGUUUCUGAGAUCUACCUGACCAGACUGCUGGCAACCAAGGGGACGCUGCAGAAGUUUGUGGACGACCUGUUUGAGACAGUGUUCAGCACUGCGCACCGCGGCUCUGCUCUCCCAUUGGCCAUCAAGUACAUGUUUGACUUCUUGGACGAGCAGGCCGACAAACGGCAGAUCACCGACCCGGACGUCCGACACACCUGGAAGAGCAACUGCCUUCCUCUCAGGUUCUGGGUCAACGUCAUCAAAAAUCCUCAGUUUGUGUUCGACAUCCACAAGAGUAGCAUCACUGACGCCUGUCUGUCGGUCGUCGCUCAGACCUUCAUGGACUCCUGCUCGACGUCCGAACACCGACUCGGCAAAGACUCGCCGUCCAACAAGCUGCUCUACGCUAAAGACAUCCCCAACUACAAGAGCUGGGUGGAGAGGUACUACAGGGAUAUUGCAAAGAUGCCCAGCAUCAGUGAUCAGGACAUGGACGCGUACCUGGUGGAACAGUCCCGUCUCCACGGAAAUGAGUUCAACACACUGAGUGCGCUCAGCGAGCUCUACUUCUACAUCAACAAGUACAAGGAGGAGAUCCUGACAGCGUUGGACCGGGACGGUUACUGUCGCAAACACAAACUGAGGCACAAACUGGAGCAAGCCAUCAAUCUGAUGUCUGGGAGCAGCUGAGAGGAGGAGAAGGACAAGUGGACCAAUGGACUGAUGGAUCGAUUGGGGGAUGGGGGAGGAUGAAUGGGGGAGGGGGAAGUCAGAGCAUUUUGUUUUUCUGAACUGUUUGAACAGUCAGCUGAACUGAGCCGUGUUGGAUUGAACUGACGGCCACAGCUCCGGUCCUUAGCAAUCAAUCCAUCAGUAAUUUAUUUGUCAAUGGACUGAUUGAUUGAUAUGAAGAUUUACUGGCUGGCUGGGACCCCGACUACCUCCGUCUGGUGGGUAUUGGGGCAGAAAAUCAGUUUCCAAACCAAAUUGGAAAAAAUUCACAACAUAACUUCAAUGUGGAAUCGGAUGGAGUCAUUUUGUGGAAAAAAAGAAACCUUGAUGCAUCACUUGGUUUGGAUUUAAAUCUGCUGAAGGUGCAAGACGUGGCUGUGGAAAAACCUGGACACGAGGCUGAAGACUGAGGCAGUUUUCACCAAACGAGGGAUGUGAUGUCAGGACUACUUGACUUGAGGAUUCCAAACCUGGUUUGGAACGUCUGGAUGCUUGGUUGAAGAGCAAAAGGUCAAGUCAACUUUCUGUCAAAGCUACAAACUCAAAAUACUUGGUCUGUUCUACAAAUGAAGACCUGAUGUUACCUUAAAGAUGUCAUCACAAGUGUAACGAAUCCAGGCUAAAUAUCCAAAGUUCAAUCCAGGACUGAGAGCAGAAGUUUGGGGCCUCUUACCGAUGUCGUUACUUUGGACUCUUUUGUCCUCACGCUGAAAUCCUGAGCUUAGAAGAUCAGGUCGAGAGAGGAAGCGUCAAAAUCCAGUCCUACCUUGAACUUGCUUGAGAAGGAUCCGUAAAGUUGUUUUAAGCUUUAAUGGCAGAGAAGGAAGCAGAUAAACUGAUGAAAACAGACGACUUGACCGAACCUUCAAACUGCUGCUCAGACUCAGAAGAUGUGGAACGCAGGUGGAAAACGACAGGAUUCAUCUUUGCAGUUAAUUGAGUCGACCUUGGGCUGUUCGGCCAAACCUUUUCAGGUUCUAGAAGUUUCUAAGUUUUAAAUAACCACUCAAUGUUGUUUCUCUGGACAAUCACUCUGUACCACAGCACACUGAGCCUGAUGCCUACCGACCGACCAGUACCUGUGUCCAUAAACCCGUCCUUUUCUCCCACCGUCUUCUUUUCCUUUCCUUCCAUCCUCUAAUCUCCUAUUAAUGCUCAACUUCAUGUCACCUCCUUCUCCAUCUUCCCUUUCUUUGUUUAUUUUUCACCCCACCUCUUCUUAUUUAACCCUCCCCCCCUGACCCUGCUCCAUCAUUGGUCAGCAAUGCUGGCCUCUGGCCAUUCUAUUGGCCAGGAAGACUCUUUAGUAAUGUACUGCCCGACCAAUCAAGACUGUGGAUCUCAAUUGUGAACAAUUAAUCAGAAAUUAAUUGGAAAAAAAUACAGAAUUGUGUUUUGAAUACAUUCCAGCACAGACACACAGGCAAGGUCUGUAAAUAAGCAGGUUGACCCAUCGAUUAUCGGAAGUUAAGAACUUCCAGAAGCAACUGAUCUUCAUGUUUCAGGACCAGAACGACCUGGACGACGGGGUUCUGGAUUCAGCACCAGUUGGUGAACUUUGACGCUGGUUGGUGUUGAUCAUUUUAUCGUCAGACCUUGCACAUGUACCCACAUAGAGCCAUGCUUUACAGCGCUACACUAACCGUGCCCAGGAGGAAAUACUGUGCAGAGCUAUAAGCCCAGUGCCAUGUAAGGAACGGACCGGAUCAUGUCAGAGCUGGACCGGACUUGGACCAAACCCAGAAACAACCCAGAAUGGAGUUUUAACUGGAUCGGACUCAAGAACUCUUAAGACUUGUGGCCAUAAUUGUACACAACAAAAAAAGAAAGAUAAUAAUAAUAAUAAUGAUGAUGAUGAUAAAGUAUAAAAUAAUUAAAAAAGAAAGGAAAAAAAGAAAUAUUAAAAUGUUAACAUGUAAUAAGAACUUUGUGGAUAUGACAGUUUGGAUUUUACGGAGCUGACCUUGUAUAAAAAUGAAAGUUAUGCUACAUCAGAGUCUGGAGAAAAAGAUGGAGAGCCAGGAGACGGAGCAAUGGAUUAGACCACACCCACCCCGUCCUCACACUGUCGCACCAGAACCGACUGAACUGGAUCCACCGGGAUUUAUCUGGACUGAGCGAGUCUGUUCUGUUCGAACCUGACGGAGCUGAACUUCAGCUCGGGAGGAAACAAACUGGACUUUUUGGUACUUUUUAUCCAAAUGCUGUGUUCUCAAAGGGGCGUGUCAGUUGCUGGAUGGAGGGUUGGCCCGGAGGUUCAGGCGGCGUUUGACGGGGUUAAAUUGUUGCAUGUUUGCUUCGGACGGAGUCUUUGUUUUGAUGAGCUCUUGUACAUCCUAAAGACGAAUGAGGGCGUUUUCACACUGCCGGCUCAGUCUCAGUUCUACGUUCUAAUUUAAAACUAUAUUUGAUGUGCAGACGCAGGAAUCGUAACUCCGCCCACCCGGAUGCACAGAGGAGCUUCAGACCAACUGUAACUCAAAAAGACUGAACCCGGUGUGUCACGCUCAAAGUUCUCUGUAUGAAUGAUGGUUAAAUGUCAGGUUGAGGACUUUCUAACAUGGCAAUGCUGCACCCCUCAUCCCCCCCCCCCCCCCGCCCCACCCCCACCUCUUUUUUUCUGUGGCAGAACAUUCACACUCAGCACAACUGAGUUGUAGGUUUGUCAACUUUAAAUUUCGACAGUUGUAUCUGACCUUUUGAGGAAAACACAGUGUUGAGCAUCCACAGGUUUUUUUGAAUUUCACAGACACAUUUGAGAUUUUCUGAGUCUGAUGGCUAAAAAUGAGAUGGUCCUGUUUUCCUCUUCAGAAAAAAUAGGUCUUGUUAUUUGCCGUCAUUAUCGCCUUGAAUCCACAAUUGUUAGCGCCCUCUGCUGGAUCACGAGACAAACUGCUUCAGACGUUUCAAGAUUAUUUUGUAAAUUCCAAACAGUUUAAACAAAAAUUUCCCCCAAAUGUUUGAAUGAAUGUUUGAAUAAUGAAGAAAAGAGUGAGCGCUAGUCGACGACAAGUGAUUAUCAAUAUGUAGCAUCUUUCAGUUUCACGUCUCGUGCAAAAAAAGUAUGAAUUUAAAAAACAUCCCCGAAACCUGUUGAACACUUCAAAUACUUCAAACCACUGUUUCUGAUGUCAUGAGCAUGAAAUACCUGCGGCCAGGAAGUCAUUCACUUCAAAUUAAAACACAUCUGGUUUAAAGAUCUGACUAUAAAAACUGAAUCGUUCACCAGUGUAUGUUUUACCGCUCUGCGUCUUAAAGACUCGUCGUGUCGUCUGCAAAUGUUCUGCCACAGUCGAAGCGUCUCUCUGGCUCUGUGCGACGCCAUGAAGCUACAAAGCACCUUUUUUUUUUUUUCUUUCUUGAUGUUCUAUCACUGUCUUUGAAUCUUUGGGGCCAAAAGGACCCGAGUGAGGAAGAGGAGGAGGAAGGGUCCUGAUAAAAGACUGCCUUUUAGAUGAUUAAUUAUAGAACAGGGAGGGAAGCCACUACCAUACCAAUACCACUGUUCAUCCGUGUGUGUGUGUGUGUGUGUGUGUGUGUGUGUGUGUGUGUGUGUGUGUGUGUGUUAUCCUCUCGCUGCUGCUGCUGCUGUGCAAACUCUACCGUUAAACCACUGAUCGUAUCUGCGGCUCAAUUAAAAAUCUUUUUCUUUGAGGUGAAAUCACUCGAUCGUUAUCUUGACAAAAAAAUAUGCGAUUGGAUCUUCGCUCUCGAUGAAAGGAAAAAAAAAAACAAUGUAUAAAAAUGUGAUCGUCCUGUAAACUCAAAGUCAUCAAAAGUGAUAAAUGCAGUCAAAUUGUUCUCGUUGCCGUUUGGAUUGGAAUCUACCUUUUAGGUGGCGUGAUGAGAUGAUAACGUCAAGGAGGAGGAGGAGGAGGAGAGGGUCUCUGUCAACACGCAGGAGGGGGAGGAGGAGGAGGAGGAAUAAACAAAUCCUCAGGAAGGAAAGGGAUUAUGUACAGAUGAUGUAAAGGAGGAGGAAAUCCCUGCUGCAUGCUGAAAAGUGAGGAAGAUGAGGAAUUACAGUUUGACUGCAGAGAGGAGGAAGAGGGUUUAUCAUGAAAGAAGGAGGAACAGUCCUGUUGUUCUCCAAAUGCAGAGGAGAAAUAGAUGUUGGAGGAGAACGCAGAAGGAUCAUGAUGAAAAGAGGAGGUCAGAUUUUGGUAUGCUAAAGUGAGAGGCAGCAGGAGGAGGAGGGAUGGAAGGACACGCUUCUGGAAUACUGAGAGCGGGAGGGAGGGAGGAGACAGGGAGAAUACUGAUCAGGGAGAGAGAGACGGAGACAUCGUCAUCCAUCAAACCGGCCGAGGAAGGAAAGGCCUCCGAGAGGAGGAGGAGGAGAAAAUGUUCCUGCAGAGAUGUGUAGGGGACAGGAAGGAUGAGGAGGAGACAACACGCUUCAUAUGUUCGUUCCAUGUUUCAUUUCAUCAGGUUUAGUUUCAUACGUACGUCCUGUCGUCAUCACCUACAUGGGCGGAGUCUACCUGUACUUGACCAGACGUCGGCCUGUUGGUCUGGACCGUGUCUGAGGAACCUUUCACGCCUGAUGUUGAGGACCCUUAGUCUGGAUCAGGGUCUGGUGGUCUACGUGUCACAGUCCUGCACUCGCUGCGUGAGUCCAGCUCCACCUCCAACUCCUGCCGUCAGUGAUCCCUCUGACCAAUGUGACGAUCUCUAACUCAAUAUCUCAGCUCUGAUCAGAUCAGUAAAAUAAGAUGAGAAAAAAGUGUUUAAAUGAAACUUUGAUUCUCUGUGGUUGGUUUUUUCACAGUGGCAGCAGCAACAUGAGUGUGUGUUUGUUUCAGUCUUGUUUAAACACACACACACACACACACACAUUUUAACGUCAUCCAUCUUUCAAACACACACAGCUGGGAGGAGGCAACAGAGACUGAGGAGGCUGGUGGGAGGGUCUGGUCUAAUUCCUGGAACAGCAAACAAAACUGCAUUGAUACCUUGUUUUUAGCUGCAGUGUCCGUCCAUCACCCCCCAAACAUACACACACACACACACACAGAUUUUAACAUUCUCCGACAUUGAGAUAUUUAUUGAUUAUUUUUUAAUUUAUUUUUUAUGAUGAGUUUUAUUUAUUGUGGGAGGAUGUAGUGGAGUUUAUUAGAGAGAUCACAUCAGAUGUUUACUACACACACACACACACACACACACACAUUCAUGUCAUUAUAUAUAACAUGCAAAUGUGCAGGUUUGGAAACGACCAUCUACCAUCACAAGCUGAGACGUUAGUAUCUAGUAUUUAUCUCAGGUUUCUUCUAAACAUUGAAUCUUGUGUUGAAAUUUGUUCUUCAAUUUUCCUGUUGUACCAAAGUGUAAAAGUGUUUUUCUUUUUUAAUUGAUUAGUUUCAGUUAAAUCCACUUAAAUGUCUGUAGAUGAAUCUUUGAGCCGCAAUCUCUUCAAAUUUGUUAAGAAACAGGACUGAUGGUGGAGUUGAGGCGAGUUGGUCGUUUCCCUUCCUGUCCAUGUUCAAGUCCAUCGAUUGGUCCGAUUGCUAAAGGAGACGUUGGACAAAUCGAUUUAUUUGAAUCAAUGAAAUCCUUCAUUGGACUUCGCUCACGGUCAGAACACGACAUUCAAAUCUUUCGACUCCUCUGGCUCUUAAUCCAGACGAUGUUUUCCAGGAGUCGGGCGGGAGAAGGGACAGAAACAUCUAGAGAUUCUCUGGUUUCAUUUAAACCCAUGAAACCAGAGAAUCUCUUUCAGCUAUAAGAUGAAUGUUUUUCUUGUUUCUCACUGGAGAUGAACAGAAGCUAAAUUUAUCAUAGGAACUCAAAUAUUAUCUCAAAGUUCGCUCGGUAUAAAAAGAUGUUUUAGGAUUGAACCUCUCAGCCUCAGACGCAGGUCACAGUUUUCUUAUUGGUUAUAUGGGAAAUCAGAUUAAUUCCAUUUUCUACCGAUUGGAGAAAAUCAGAAACCCACUGAAGUGAGACGAGUAAAACCAGUGACCACAAUUCAAAUCAGAGUGUCCCAAGCCCCUCCCACCCCUGCAGACUCCUGACCUACGAUUGGUUGACUGACAGAUGAGUCGAGCCAUUAGGGAAUCCCAGUGGGCGUCAUUGUACCAUAGUAACAGCGAAUCACUGAACUCCCCGCUGACUUCAAACGGGGAGUCUGAUGUCUUUAUUGUACCAUAAUAUGAUUACUGUAAUUAUUACUAUGAUCAUGAUUAUUAUUAUUCUGAGCAGGUGCUUCUCAGCUGCAGCGGGAUCAGGAUCCAACAAGUUCAAAUUAACUUUAUCUGUAAGCACUUUUCUGAUUUUUAAACGAACACCAAACUCCCAGAUCUCGCCAAGUCGUUCCCCUUUUGGGUCCCGAGUCGCCGGCUGAGAAACGCUGCUCGUACAGGAUCUUGUGUCUUAGCUCAUGAUGGGAUUGUUCAUCCAGGCGGCGCUUCAGGUGCUUCAGGUGUCAGAUCGCCAGGCUUCGGGCAGAGUUGAAAUGAGGAGUCUGCUGUGAUGCCACAAACCAAUAUAACAAAACGUUAAAUAGAAGUCAGAAACUGGUCAUUGCGAUAAAUCCCAUUUGAUGCAAAUGUGGAAUUAGCUUCACAUCAGCAGAAUCUGAGACUCCCUGAUUGGAUGCUCUCUCGGACUCUCCUGGACGUCUCUGGUCCUUUUCGACGUCAGUCUCUCUCUGUUGAAACACUCACAGCUGUGAACGACGUGACGUCACAGCGCUCCUGUCCUCUCAACCCUCAAACGAAGCCCUGUGAUCCUCAGCGCCGCCGCUCAAUCACUCAGCCUGAAAAACCCAGAAAACACACAUCGCCUUGAUUCAGCGCUUUCCAGGAUGUAGUCAGGGCCCAUUUUUUUAUACCAUUUGCCAUUGCCUUGUUUUUAUUUUUUUAUUUUUGCUGAGUUACAAUGUAAUGAUGAUGAUGAAUCUUCAUGUAAUAGCCUGUGUCAGUUUUUAUACCAUUGCCAUUGCCUUCUGCUGAGUUUGUAUAUUUGUGUGAUUUCACUAAAGUGUAAUGGAAAAGUU
Messenger RNA from Paralichthys olivaceus (Japanese flounder), 9548 nucleotides. The record is from RefSeq and is a predicted model, not a curated record. NCBI's taxonomy places the organism in Eukaryota, Metazoa, Chordata, Actinopteri, Pleuronectiformes, Paralichthyidae.